Molecule: messenger RNA, 1051 nt
Organism: Umbelopsis ramanniana AG
Lineage: Eukaryota; Fungi; Mucoromycota; Umbelopsidomycetes; Umbelopsidales; Umbelopsidaceae
Exons: 6
Coding region: 128-949 (273 amino acids)
Molecular function (GO): GTPase activity; nickel cation binding
Source: RefSeq, a predicted model, not a curated record
AUUCUGAACAAGUAGGCGGAAGAGAGAUAAGCGGGAGGUCAGUCAGGAACACAAAGAUACUGAAAACACACCCAGGAAUCCGAAAUUUUAUCGGACGUUCCCAAAAAAACGCCGUCAGGGUAUAAUCAUGUCUACCAACAACACAUGCCGAUUUGAAGAUCAAGGUGCCUACUCUGCUGUAGAGCCUGCACACGAGCACUCCCACUCGCACGAUCAUUCCCAUGGUCACUCUCACGACCAUUCUGUUAAUGAGCACGGUCAUACUCAUGAGCAGCUCGAUCAUCCUGGCGUUUACGAUGAGCGCGAGUCGACAGUCUAUGACCAACGCGAUUGGUCCGAGCGAGCUUUUACAGUUGGCAUCGGCGGCCCUGUCGGCUCAGGCAAAACUGCAUUGAUGUUGGCGUUGUGUCAAAGACUUCGUGACCAAUAUUCCAUUGCUGCUGUCACCAACGACAUCUUCACCAAGGAAGACACCGAGUUUUUGGUUCGUAACAAGGCUUUACCGGAGGAACGCAUUGCUGCCAUCGAAACGGGUGGUUGUCCUCACGCUGAUGUUUCUGCAAACUUGAACGCUUUAGAGGUAUUGCACGCCAAAUUCAAUACUCAGCUUCUCCUGAUUGAAUCUGGUGGCGAUAACUUGGCUGCUAAUUACAGGCAAGUACAUGAUCCAGUGCCCGACUUCAUCAUCUAUGUUAUCGAUGUUGCUGGAGGCGAUAAGGUUCCUCGCAAGGGUGGACCUGGAAUUACCCAGAGUGAUCUUUUGAUCAUCAACAAGACUGACCUUGCCCCCAUCGUUGGCGCUGAUCUUGAUGUCAUGGACAGAGACGCCAAGAAGAUGAGAGGAACUGGCCCAACUGUGUUCGCUCAGGUCAAAAAUGGUGUUGGCCUUGAUGAGAUUAUUAGUUUGAUUCUCGGCGAAUGGCGUGCAAGUGGAGCUAGUAAUGCUUAAAUGUACAAACCACAUGAGCAGCAAUAAAAUGAAAAUUCUGCUUGUAAUCACCUCCACCUUUAUUAAGUUGACGAACUACAUGACAUAAUUUGGUUUGAUACA